Messenger RNA from Haliotis rufescens (red abalone), 1993 nucleotides. Its product is annotated as universal stress protein YxiE-like. NCBI's taxonomy places the organism in Eukaryota, Metazoa, Mollusca, Gastropoda, Lepetellida, Haliotidae. The coding region runs from base 115 to 627 and encodes 170 amino acids. The record is from RefSeq and is a predicted model, not a curated record. The transcript is spliced from 4 exons.
GCCAUGCAUGAGGCAUGAACAGUGGGCUUACAUUAUACUGGCCUCACGGUUGGGCCCAUCCACCCGUUCAUUGCUGUAUUAAACCGACAUCGGCAGGACGACUGACACGACAGAAUGGCAACCGCCCACGAACUUCACACACAUGAGAAUGACGCAGUUUCCAAGGGCAGCAGGAUAGUUGCCGUCGCUAUAGAUGGAAGCACACACUCUGCGUACGCCCUUGAUUUCUUUAUUGACAACAUAUGGACACCCCGGGACUACGUCAUCAUGGUGACUGUUCCCGAGUUGGAUUCCUCCAUAAAACACACGUGGAGUGAAGCUUUGUUCAAGUUCAACAAGCAGAAUCUGGCCACUCUGAUGGAUGAGCAGGUGGAGAAGGUGAACAAAGACCUACACGCAGCCCGAGAGAAAAUGCGCAAUAGGAACGUGAAGGGGAAGGUCCGUGCCAUGUUCUCCAGCAACGUAGGUCACGCCAUCUGCCACGCUGCAGAGGAGGAGAAGGCAGUCUUCAUCAUCAUGGGAAACCGCGGGCACAGCAUGUUGCGCAGGACGGUGACCGGAAGUAUCAGCAACUACGUCAUCAACCAUUCCAAGAUCCCGGUGAUGGUCUGCAGACAGAAUCAUUGAGGGACUGCGGCCUACGUCACUACCAGGACCCCAUCGCCACUUUAUACUUUUUACUAUGCUGACACACAUAAGUAGCGAACUUUCUUCUGUUCGAUAAUAAUUCUGUACGUCACACGCAUGUCGUGUAAGAGUGACCUCGUUUUGAUAAUUUUGAUUGGAUAACCGAGAUCUUGCUAAUGUCACACAUGAACUAUGAAACGCCAAAGCCAGAAAAUAUUAAACCGUCUCGAUUAUCCACCGAAACAGAUUCCAUACGGCGUAAAAAGGCUCCAUUUACACAAUUUUCAUAAAAAAAGACGAUAUUAUUUGUUCGCUGCCCAACGUGACACGCAGAAAUACUAUGGCCAUGUGAUGAUGGCUUGUUAUCAAUCGAGUCCAUUGGUACCAUUUUUACGAAACAUAUUCCCAAAGUAUUCCCAUAAGGACAAGGGGUAUUUCUUAUCAGCCACAAAAUUCAUCACAAGUAAAAACUGUACCGGCGCAGUUUUGAAUAUUUUGAAUUAUAUUAAACUAUUUCUUCAUAAAAAUGGUACACGUAGAUGCCAACUGGCAUGUUAGGCUUGCUCUUACAUAACGCUGACAUGAUGCUCAGUGCGGCGUGCCCGUGGGUUUCAUCAAAGUGGUAAACGUCUAAGACGUCUAUCACUGUGUGAGGGGCGGUCGGGUAGCCUAGUGGUUAAAGCGUUCGUUCGAAGACCCGGGUUCGAUUCCCGACAUGGGUACAAUGUGUGAAGCCCAUUUCUGGUGUCCCCCGCCGUGAUAUUGCUGGAAUAUUGCUAAAACGUAAAACCAUACUCACUCACUCACUCACUCUCACUUCGUGCUUUCCUCCCACAUCUAGCUACAUUGAGUGAUUUCAGAACCAUUUAGUAAUUUCCUAAAUUAUGUAGUUUUGUGGGCCAAAAUCAUCCUUAGCAACCCUUCCUCAGUGAAGGAAGAAACGUGCUUGAUGACGUAAGAAAACCUUUUUCUCACGCACGGUAUUGAAACCAUACUCACUCACUCACUCACUCACUAUCAUUUCGUGCUUUCCUCCGACAUCAAGCUGCCACACCUUGAUAUAACGAAAAUACGGUUAAAAGCUGCGUUACUUAAACUCACCCGCUCACUCACAACUUGCGUCGGGUAAUGAAAGCGUGAAUAGGGGUUUCCCCUUUCAACAAAAAACGCAUAAAACUGUUUCAAACGCCCAAUAACGUAGUGUAGAGGAUUAAGGAAUUAUUAAAUCAUAUCGUCCUUAUCAUCCGAAUUAUGAUAAUUUUCAGUUACUUCGACAUAGGUCAUAACUCAGGUGUCAUAUUUGUACUAAUACAAUAAUCCUUGUAGUUUUGUAUCUUCUAGACGCAAUAAAUGAUACCAUUAGUUA